CAAUAACUAACGUUUUAAAGAGGUUCUCGUUGGAAAUAAUUUCUGAUAUGCGUGGUUUUUAUGCCCGUUCUCCGGUUUUCGUAUUAGUAUCCCAAUUCACCGGAAGUUGCAUGCUUGCUGUGCAUGAGACCGAUAGACAGAUUGAUUCAAGGCUUGACAGAAGGUUUCGAUAAAUAGAUCUAACAGUUUGUUUACUUUAAUUGGAAACAUGUUUAAAAAAUUUGAGGACAAGGAGUGUGUAACAGGGACGAACCAAGCUAAAUCAACAGUUCAGAAGGCUAUCAGGGCUUCCCUACUAAAGAUCUACCCACACAUAAAGGAUUACUUAGAUCAUAUCAUCCCAAAAAAAGGAGAUCUCAAAGUGGUUAAAUGUCGUGAUCACAUAGAAAUACUAGCCAGUUCUAAAGGAGAACCAUUGUUCUUUCGUCACAGAGAGGACAAGUAUGUCCCAGCUCUUAAGUUGUUACACAAGUACCCCUUCCUUGCCCCACAUAUGCAGGUGGACAAAGGAGCUAUUCGGUUUGUGUUGAGUGGUGCCAACAUCAUGUGUCCAGGUCUAACCUCUCCUGGUGCAAGGAUGACGAAGGUUGAAGCUAACACUGUGGUCGCUGUCAUGGCAGAAGGCAAAGAACAUGCUGUGGCUGUUGGUGUAACAAAAAUGUCCACAGAUGAAAUUUUGGAGAAAAACAAAGGAAUUGGGGUGGAAAAUAUUCACUAUCUGAAUGAUGGACUAUGGAAUAUGAAGAAUGUGAAAUAACAAAGUAUUAUUUUCUAGGAAAUAAUAUGUUAGGCCUUUGGAUAGACAUACCUGCCUGGAGUGAUGCUCUGGUCUGAUAUACCUGUGGUGUUAUCAAUACCUGGUUGUUCUUUCUCAGACUUUAUACACACAAAUCAAUUAUUUUUGGGAAGAAUUAUUUUUAUCAUGAUGAUAUUCUUAAACUCGUCAUCAAUUCCCCAAAAAAGGUUUGAAGUCAUAAAAUGACAAUACCAUCUCCAUCACUUGCAUUUGAGUUUGAAUAUAAUAAAGAGUAUUCAAACUGUCUCAACAAUACACAAUGAUACAAUUUUCAGAAAAUGAGAACUGGUGCUUUAUGAAGUGGUUUUCUCAUCUCCUGGACGAUUUGUUAUUGUCCAAUUUAAAAGUCGUAUGUUAGUAAAUUUGUCAAAUUGUCCAAUUUAUAGGUCGUAUGUUGGUAAAUUUGUAUUAUGUAAGGACUGAUAUCAACAUACCUAUAUAUAGUGUAUGUAUGAAUUAAAAAAAAGAUCUGUCUGUGGGUUGCUGAAUGUCGCUAUUGGUAUUUACAUUGUUUUUAUGUAUGCAUAUAUUUGUUAAAAUAACAUAUACAUGAUAAAUUCAUUAAACCUGUAUUAUCACCAAGGGUAACUACACUGACAACAAAUGCCAGUGUGUCGUAUCACUUGUAAUAAUGAUUAAUGAUACUUCAUAAUAUCAGCAGUGCUGAACAGUGCUAGUUAAAAUUCUGAAGCAAAAGGGAGAUAAUUCUAACAGAUUAAAAGAUAAUCCAACAUAACGACUAGUGAAUACAAACACUAUUUUUUACAAUAUAUAAAGAAAGAAUAUGUUUCACCAGGUUAAGGGAAUUAUUUUGAAUUGAUUCUAACAUUAACAUAAAAGUAACUUUUACUGAAAUCAUGGUCGCAUCUAAAACACACAACAUACAAAGUAACACAACUAAAUUAUUUAACUUUGUCAUUUUGAAUACAAAAUGUACCUGAUA
Molecule: messenger RNA, 1739 nt
Organism: Pecten maximus
Lineage: Eukaryota; Metazoa; Mollusca; Bivalvia; Pectinida; Pectinidae
Product: malignant T-cell-amplified sequence 1 homolog
Exons: 5
Coding region: 209-757 (182 amino acids)
Biological process (GO): formation of translation preinitiation complex
Molecular function (GO): RNA binding
Source: RefSeq, a predicted model, not a curated record